Messenger RNA from Ochotona curzoniae (black-lipped pika), 375 nucleotides. It is a transcript of the gene CYSRT1, whose product is annotated as cysteine rich tail 1. The record is from RefSeq and is a predicted model, not a curated record. NCBI's taxonomy places the organism in Eukaryota, Metazoa, Chordata, Mammalia, Lagomorpha, Ochotonidae. The transcript has a single exon. The coding region runs from base 1 to 375 and encodes 124 amino acids.
AUGGACCCCCACGAGAUGGUGGUGAAGAACCCCUACACGCACAUCAGCAUCCCGAGAGCCCACCUGCGACCGGACCUGGGGCCAGCGAGCCAGGCCACUCUGGGUGCCAGCUCCACCUCAGAGGCACAGCCCCUGCCCGGGGGUCCGGGCCCGCAGCCCACGGAAACCAAGGGGGCCGGCUCCGGGCAGCAGGCGUGGGGACAGCCCAGCAACCCAUACGGCUGUGGGCAGCGGCCGGAGGGACUGACCUACGCUGGCCGGCCGCCCGUGGGCCGAGGGGACGACAUCGCCCACCACUGCUGCUGCUGCCCCUGCUGCUCCUGCUGCCACUGCCCUCGUUUCUGCCGCUGCCACAGCUGCUGCGUGGUCUCCUAG